AUAAAUUCAGUUUUAUCAGUUGUUUAUUAUUAACGUGGGUGAUUUUAACACUAUUCAUGCUUAAACAUAUUUUUAAAAUGAUUUACAGACUUGUUUUUAUUGUUAUUCUGUGCAGUAAGUUAUCUCACUGUUUGUUUCCAUUUGGUCCGCCAUAUCCGGUAACUGGUUCCUGGUUCAAAGACAGAUUUUCCCUCGCAGAAUGGAACACAACACUGAACGAAUUUUCCAGACAAGGCGGGGACACAGUUUUACUACGAUCACCUGCAAUGAAGCUUGUUCAGUACGAAGAUCUUGCCGAAGAUCCAAACUUCAAAUGGUGCGGUAGCAAUUUCCGGAACAACCCGGCGGAUGAAUAUCGCGACUGUUAUAAUGAAGCUGUGAAGGAUUUGCAACAAUAUGAUAUUACUGUUUCUGCCAUUGCGCUGUAUCAGUAUGAAGAGGAUUAUGAUGCAUCUGCCAUAAUACAAUGUCCGCAGUAUGAGAAGAGAAUUGUUUCCGACAGGGUGUAUUACCGGCUUGUUCUUCCCAUGUCUGAAUAUAGUGACCCUUGUGUCUUCAAUGGUACAAGUGUUUUAUUACUGUUCACCAUCUUUUCUGGAAUUGAUCCACACGAACUACUUCUAACAACCGCGGCAGAACACAACAUGUCUGUAUAUUUCGGUCUUCCAUUGCCACCUACUUUGUAUAAAAAUGGUCACGUUUUGAAUACGUCACAUAUGCCAGCAUAUUACGAAUUUGUUCGAAGGAUUCUGGUAGAUCAUAGGACGCGAUACAGUCACUCUAAUUCCUCCAAGGAAAUAGUCUUAUAUGAUACAGUAAAAGGCUAUAUGUGGUCCGAUGAUAUUUUACUAACUGAUAUAGGUAAAAUAGUGCAACCUAAUAAUAUUACGUACACAGGCGUUUUUAAAAUACUCGCAAAUCAUAUUCAUGAAAAUAAGAAACGAUUCGGAAUUUCUACAUACGUACAAUCCAACAAGUUUGAGGGAAGUUUGACACUCGAAGAUAAUGCUGCUGCAUUCAGCUCAUUUGUAGUUAAAAGUGACAUUGACGUCAUUUCCGUUAAAGAUGGCCGCGGUUCUGCUUAUGGCGCGUUGUUUUGGGAAACUCAAACGAAUUCAAGAAUAGAUACGACUGAUGCCGAGCUGUAUCAGCUUUUGAACUACUACUAUCCCUCUACAAUGCGUAAUCUAACUUUAAAAACAUUUGAUUACUUCUUCAAUUUCAGUAUAUACGAGGUUUUCGAGACGCUGGCAGCAAAACGUGACGACCUCAAGAAGUCAGGGUAUAAUGUUGAUCUUUGGUUGAAUAUUGAAGCUUUUGAUGCUUUGCAUGACGAUCCAUGUCUUCAAGUGGACACCACAGGUUCUGCAAUGGACCGCUUGGUCAACAGUGUAACAAAAUCACGUAUAGAUAGAGUUCUUACACAUGCAGGCUCUUCCGUGCAGAAAGUGGUUGCUUUCGCCUGGGACCCGAGUUUUACAUGCAAAACAAAGGCACACCAUACACCCCUCAGAAACCUGAUAGUUGCAGACUCCGAAAGACCGAUUAUUGCACACUGCUCCUUUCAUAGUUCCUUCAACCGAUCUGUUGUAGUAAUGGGUUAUAAUUUAAUGAGAGAAACACAAGGAUUUACGAUUGAUUGGCCUAAUGUGAACGGGCACAGGGUUGUCAGUCAGGUACAUGGGUAUUAUUUCGAGUUGGACUGGGGAAUACAACACGAUCGAAUUCCUUCCCUGAUGUAUAUACAAAUGUAUGACCCUUACGACAUCAUGGAGCUUGCGCAGAAAGGAUAUGUGAAAGUCACAGCUGAUGGAGGAUACCACACAUGCGCAUUCAAAUAUGAUUUUACAAGAGGGGAGGGUUUUGCCAAUUUUGCAAAUGACAGACAAACCAAGAAAUAUUACCGAAUAGUGCAGAGACCAGUACAUAGAAUAUAUGGGCAGGAUAUCCCUUUUGCACUAAAUAUUCCAUCCAUUUAAGGAACUACCUCAAAUCUGCUCAAAAAUAUUAUUUUCAAAAAAUGGUCCAAUAUAAACAGUGUAUGAACAACAGUAGAUAUUUAGAGACUUUGCUAAAACAACUGUUGUUAUUUUGGAGUUUUAAGAAGGUGUUUAGUGUUUUAGGCAAUAAGAAACAAAAGGUAAUUCUUUUUAACAACUUGAAGUAUGAUUUAUUAAAUGCAGAAUGAAUGUAUAAACGAGUGUGACUAUGAUAAGAAAGAAAAAGAAAUUAUAUUAAAUGAAUGCUUUUCUAUGAUUUAUUUCACAACCAUCCUUUGUAAGCAAAGAAUGCAAUCAUGCAAAAUAAUAGCAUACUCGGGAUUUGGGUUUGACCAUGAGCGUAAAUGAAAUGUGCAAC
This is a messenger RNA of Mercenaria mercenaria, 2358 nucleotides long. RefSeq lists its product as uncharacterized. The transcript has 5 exons. NCBI's taxonomy places the organism in Eukaryota, Metazoa, Mollusca, Bivalvia, Venerida, Veneridae. The record is from RefSeq and is a predicted model, not a curated record. Bases 57 to 1979 code for a protein of 640 amino acids.